AUGGCAGAUUUCGAUGAGUUCUUUCCUUCAAUCAAUGUUGAUGAUCUAUCAGAAUUAAUAUCAGCAACAUCAAAUGCUGAUGCAUUAUCUGUUGAUAUAUGUGACUACUUACGUGGUACCUCUGGUGCUCAAUUGCAUUUUCCACAAGUCUCGAAUUUCAACAGUAACAACAAUUAUGGUACCAUUAAUAAUAGUACCAGUCCAACUAUAUCUAAUUAUCAACAAUCAACAACAAGACGUCCACUUUAUUCUAAUUCAGCUACCAAUGAUAUUCAAACAUCAAAUAGACAACAAGUGAAUUACCAGCAGAUUGAUCAACAAUCAGCAACAGAACGUCCACUUUAUUCUAAUUCAGCUCCCUAUGACAUUCAAACAUCAAAUGAACAACAAAUGAAUUACCAGCAAAUUACUCAGCAACCAAGAACAGUAUGUCCAUUUUAUACUAAUUCAGCUACCAAUGAUAUUCACGAACCAAACCAAGAGCAAGUGGAAGAUCGGCACAGUAAUCAACUCGAUAGCAUGGUAUCUGAAGAUUUCUAUAUCAUAUCUCAACCACGUGAAAAGUUUCAUCCACGAACGGAAAGCGAAAGCAUUAAAUCAUCCCAUUUCGUACGCUGUGAAGACGGAGACAAAUAUGAAUAUCCAAUCACAAAUAUAUCUCAAACGUGGCGUAAUCAAAAGAACGUUAUUCAAGUAACUCUACUUGGCAUUGAUAAUCAACCACAUCCAUAUACAAUUAAGAAUAAGGAAUGUGGUAAAUCAUCAUUAGUAGUUAAGAAAAAUGAAUCAAAUACAAUAUAUUACGAUGUAACUAAUGAUGAUCUUGUAAAGGGUUAUAAAAGUUAUAAAAUUGAAUUAAUCAAAGGUAGACAAGAUGGGAAAAAAAUAACAAAAGAAAAAAUUAAUCAACGACAACUUAAUCAAUCUAAACUUCGUUUUACACGUUUUUAUCAAACUAUUGAUGGUUCAUAUGAACGCGAUGAAAGUAGUGUCAUAGAUACUAUCGUAAUGACAGAAGAGUAUGGCAAAUUUCGUGUGGAAGAUGUAUUUCCGCUAGAUGGACCAAUGCAAAGUAAGCGAAAAAUAUGCAUAGAAACAAAAGGUCCUGUUCCAAACGAUUUCAAAACUAACUUUGUUGUCAAUAUAAUUGGAAAUGAUAUCAAUUGCUCUCGUAAAGGAGAAGAAAUCAAGAAGAAUGGAAAUAAUUUUUCCUUUGAAAUGCCUGUACUUCCAAAUGUUCAUAUGAAUCGCGUCGAAGCAAAAAUUAAUGUUCAAUAUAAAAAAGAUCUAAUUUAUCAAGCUAAUUAUCUGUAUAUCAGUAGUUUGGAUAGAGAAUUAAAUGUAAAAACUUCCAAUGAAUCAAAUGACCGUGCUGCUGUUAAUUUUUUACCCGAUGCACCAUCCACUUCGUCUGCUAUGGAAUUUAAUUCAGGAAAUCGAAGUCAAAAACGUACUCGAAAAUAA
Molecule: messenger RNA, 1464 nt
Organism: Adineta steineri
Lineage: Eukaryota; Metazoa; Rotifera; Eurotatoria; Adinetida; Adinetidae
Source: the annotation of a GenBank genome assembly